Messenger RNA from Symbiodinium necroappetens, 570 nucleotides. The record is from the annotation of a GenBank genome assembly. Lineage: Eukaryota; Dinophyceae; Suessiales; Symbiodiniaceae.
AUGAUGGUAAGCACCCUGGAUUUCUAUUGCCAGAAGUUCUUGAAGAUGGACAAGCGCUUCUACAUACUGCUGGGUAUGGUUUGGGCAAUGGAGUCGCUCUUCAUUCUAGCUGUGGUCCAACCAUUUCUGACCCGCAGAUUUGGCGAAAUCACGACUCUCACGUUCAGCUUCGCGUCCCUCAGCAUGUUUUACUUGCUGUUCUCUUUGCUGACGCCGAGCACUUGGGCUUUGGCAUAUGCUGUCAUCACUUUUUUCGCCGUCGGCUCAAUGUGCUACCCGAUUGCGGUGGGGCUAGCUGCGCGAGAGCUGCCUCCUCAACAGCAGGGUACGCUUCAGGGAGCGAUGUCCAUUUUAGAAACACUUGCGAAGAUCUUUGCCCCGCUGCUUGCUUCCGAGGUGCUGAUUCCAAAAUUCAAAGGCGAAGGCCAGUUUCAUGGCAUGGUUUAUUUCGUGGCGUCAAUGCUGAUGCUUCCUGGCAUAUGUUGGAGCCAUGGGUUGACGAAAUACACAUCGUACGUAGAUCCAGACAAAGUCGGCACAGAUUCGCAAAUCUCGGUUGAAACGCAAUGA